Molecule: messenger RNA, 5088 nt
Organism: Knipowitschia caucasica
Lineage: Eukaryota; Metazoa; Chordata; Actinopteri; Gobiiformes; Gobiidae
Source: the annotation of a GenBank genome assembly
AUGGACACACAGAACAGCACAGCCGAUGAGGAUGAAGAUGGCUGGUAUGCCAUAAUCGGGCUGCGGACGGGAAAUAGCACUGAAGAGGACAAUCAUCUGAGAAUCGAAGCACCUGAGUUCCACCCAGACAAUGACAUGACUCAGGAGGGUGAGGAGCACGACACAGACGACGAGACAAGGGCACAUGUGGCACCAGAAGCCGAGGCGCCAGAGGACCGGGCUGAGAAAGUCGACGGUCAGGAUGAUGUGUUGUCUGAGUCCAGCUCCAGUGACCAGGAGAAUCCGGUCGACACCCCAGCUAAACAAUUGAACAAGGAGGAGUUCAUCAGAAUGUCCACAGGUCAUGUUCUGAAGGAGGUGUUCAUCAGAAUGUCCACAGGUCAUGUUCUGAAGGAGGAGUUCAUCAGAAUGUCCACAGGUCAUGUUCUGAAGGAGGAGGUCAUCAGAAUGUCCACAGGUCAUGUUCUGAAGGAGGAGUUCAUCAGAAUGUCCACAGGUCAUGUUCUGAAGGAGGUGUUCAUCAGAAUGUCCACAGGUCAUGUUCUGAAGGAGGUGUUCAUCAGAAUGUCCACAGGUCAUGUUCUGAAGGAGGUGUUCAUCAGAAUGUCCACAGGUCAUGUUCUGAAGGAGGAGUUCAUCAGAAUGUCCACAGGUCAUGUUCUGAAGGAGGUGUUCAUCAGAAUGUUCACUGGUCAUGUUCUGAAGGAGGAGUUCAUCAGAAUGUCCACAGGUCAUGUUCUGAAGGAGGAGUUCAUCAGAAUGUCCACAGGUCAUGUUCUGAAGGAGGUGUUCAUCAGAAUGUCCACAGGUCAUGUUCUGAAGGAGGUGUUCAUCAGAAUGUCCACAGGUCAUGUUCUGAAGGAGGAGUUCAUCAGAAUGUCCACAGGUCAUGUUCUGAAGGAGGAGUUCAUCAGAAUGUCCACAGGUCAUGUUCUGAAGGAGGAGUUCAUCAGAAUGUCCACAGGUCAUGUUCUGAAGGAGGUGUUCAUCAGAAUGUCCACAGGUCAUGUUCUGAAGGAGGAGUUCAUCAGAAUGUCCACAGGUCAUGUUCUGAAGGAGGAGUUCAUCAGAAUGUCCACAGGUCAUGUUCUGAAGGAGGUGUUCAUCAGAAUGUCCACAGGUCAUGUUCUGAAGGAGGUGUUCAUCAGAAUGUCCACAGGUCAUGUUCUGAAGGAGGAGUUCAUCAGAAUGUCCACAGGUCAUGUUCUGAAGGAGGUGUUCAUCAGAAUGUCCACAGGUCAUGUUCUGAAGGAGGAGGUCAUCAGAAUGUCCACAGGUCAUGUUCUGAAGGAGGAGUUCAUCAGAAUGUCCACAGGUCAUGUUCUGAAGGAGGUGUUCAUCAGAAUGUCCACAGGUCAUGUUCUGAAGGAGGAGUUCAUCAGAAUGUCCACAGGUCAUGUUCUGAAGGAGGUGUUCAUCAGAAUGUCCACAGGUCAUGUUCUGAAGGAGGAGUUCAUCAGAAUGUCCACAGGUCAUGUUCUGAAGGAGGUGUUCAUCAGAAUGUCCACAGGUCAUGUUCUGAAGGAGGUGUUCAUCAGAAUGUCCACAGGUCAUGUUCUGAAGGAGGAGGUCAUCAGAAUGUCCACAGGUCAUGUUCUGAAGGAGGUGUUCAUCAGAAUGUCCACAGGUCAUGUUCUGAAGGAGGUGUUCAUCAGAAUGUCCACAGGUCAUGUUCUGAAGGAGGUGUUCAUCAGAAUGUCCACAGGUCAUGUUCUGAAGGAGGUGUUCAUCAGAAUGUCCACAGGUCAUGUUCUGAAGGAGGUGUUCAUCAGAAUGUCCACAGGUCAUGUUCUGAAGGAGGUGUUCAUCAGAAUGUCCACAGGUCAUGUUCUGAAGGAGGAGUUCAUCAGAAUGUCCACAGGUCAUGUUCUGAAGGAGGUGUUCAUCAGAAUGUCCACAGGUCAUGUUCUGAAGGAGGUGUUCAUCAGAAUGUCCACAGGUCAUGUUCUGAAGGAGGUGUUCAUCAGAAUGUCCACAGGUCAUGUUCUGAAGGAGGUGUUCAUCAGAAUGUCCACAGGUCAUGUUCUGAAGGAGGUGUUCAUCAGAAUGUCCACAGGUCAUGUUCUGAAGGAGGAGUUCAUCAGAAUGUCCACAGGUCAUGUUCUGAAGGAGGUGUUCAUCAGAAUGUCCACAGGUCAUGUUCUGAAGGAGGUGUUCAUCAGAAUGUCCACAGGUCAUGUUCUGAAGGAGGUGUUCAUCAGAAUGUCCACAGGUCAUGUUCUGAAGGAGGUGUUCAUCAGAAUGUCCACAGGUCAUGUUCUGAAGGAGGAGUUCAUCAGAAUGUCCACAGGUCAUGUUCUGAAGGAGGAGUUCAUCAGAAUGUCCACAGGUCAUGUUCUGAAGGAGGUGUUCAUCAGAAUGUCCACAGGUCAUGUUCUGAAGGAGGUGUUCAUCAGAAUGUCCACAGGUCAUGUUCUGAAGGAGGUGUUCAUCAGAAUGUCCACAGGUCAUGUUCUGAAGGAGGAGUUCAUCAGAAUGUCCACAGGUCAUGUUCUGAAGGAGGUGUUCAUCAGAAUGUCCACAGGUCAUGUUCUGAAGGAGGUGUUCAUCAGAAUGUCCACAGGUCAUGUUCUGAAGGAGGAGUUCAUCAGAAUGUCCACAGGUCAUGUUCUGAAGGAGGAGGUCAUCAGAAUGUCCACAGGUCAUGUUCUGAAGGAGGAGUUCAUCAGAAUGUCCACAGGUCAUGUUCUGAAGGAGGUGUUCAUCAGAAUGUCCACAGGUCAUGUUCUGAAGGAGGUGUUCAUCAGAAUGUCCACAGGUCAUGUUCUGAAGGAGGUGUUCAUCAGAAUGUCCACAGGUCAUGUUCUGAAGGAGGAGUUCAUCAGAAUGUCCACAGGUCAUGUUCUGAAGGAGGUGUUCAUCAGAAUGUCCACAGGUCAUGUUCUGAAGGAGGUGUUCAUCAGAAUGUCCACAGGUCAUGUUCUGAAGGAGGUGUUCAUCAGAAUGUCCACAGGUCAUGUUCUGAAGGAGGUGUUCAUCAGAAUGUCCACAGGUCAUGUUCUGAAGGAGGUGUUCAUCAGAAUGUCCACAGGUCAUGUUCUGAAGGAGGUGUUCAUCAGAAUGUCCACUGGUCAUGUUCUGAAGGAGGAGUUCAUCAGAAUGUCCACAGGUCAUGUUCUGAAGGAGGUGUUCAUCAGAAUGUCCACAGGUCAUGUUCUGAAGGAGGAGUUCAUCAGAAUGUCCACAGGUCAUGUUCUGAAGGAGGUGUUCAUCAGAAUGUCCACAGGUCAUGUUCUGAAGGAGGUGUUCAUCAGAAUGUCCACAGGUCAUGUUCUGAAGGAGGUGUUCAUCAGAAUGUCCACAGGUCAUGUUCUGAAGGAGGUGUUCAUCAGAAUGUCCACAGGUCAUGUUCUGAAGGAGGUGUUCAUCAGAAUGUCCACAGGUCAUGUUCUGAAGGAGGUGUUCAUCAGAAUGUCCACAGGUCAUGUUCUGAAGGAGGUGUUCAUCAGAAUGUCCACAGGUCAUGUUCUGAAGGAGGUGUUCAUCAGAAUGUCCACAGGUCAUGUUCUGAAGGAGGAGUUCAUCAGAAUGUCCACAGGUCAUGUUCUGAAGGAGGAGUUCAUCAGAAUGUCCACAGGUCAUGUUCUGAAGGAGGUGUUCAUCAGAAUGUCCACAGGUCAUGUUCUGAAGGAGGUGUUCAUCAGAAUGUCCACAGGUCAUGUUCUGAAGGAGGAGUUCAUCAGAAUGUCCACAGGUCAUGUUCUGAAGGAGGUGUUCAUCAGAAUGUCCACUGGUCAUGUUCUGAAGGAGGUGUUCAUCAGAAUGUCCACAGGUCAUGUUCUGAAGGAGGUGUUCAUCAGAAUGUCCACAGGUCAUGUUCUGAAGGAGGUGUUCAUCAGAAUGUCCACAGGUCAUGUUCUGAAGGAGGAGGUCAUCAGAAUGUCCACAGGUCAUGUUCUGAAGGAGGAGUUCAUCAGAAUGUCCACAGGUCAUGUUCUGAAGGAGGUGUUCAUCAGAAUGUCCACAGGUCAUGUUCUGAAGGAGGUGUUCAUCAGAAUGUCCACAGGUCAUGUUCUGAAGGAGGUGUUCAUCAGAAUGUCCACAGGUCAUGUUCUGAAGGAGGAGUUCAUCAGAAUGUCCACAGGUCAUGUUCUGAAGGAGGUGUUCAUCAGAAUGUCCACAGGUCAUGUUCUGAAGGAGGUGUUCAUCAGAAUGUCCACAGGUCAUGUUCUGAAGGAGGAGUUCAUCAGAAUGUCCACAGGUCAUGUUCUGAAGGAGGUGUUCAUCAGAAUGUCCACAGGUCAUGUUCUGAAGGAGGUGUUCAUCAGAAUGUCCACAGCUUCCACUGCUGCUCUGCGUCUGACCCGUACCUCUGACCGCUUCCACCGGGAAUCAGGCCUCAUUUACGGCGGUCCCCAUCUGGCUCUGACGGCGGCGGUCGUAGCUCAUGCUUAUCUCCUGAAGCAGCAGUUCUACCCCACAGUGGUUUACCUCACCAAGAGCAGCCCCAGCAUGGCCGUCCUCUACAUUCAGGCCUUUGUUCUGGUCUUUCUCUUGGGGAAGUUCAUGAGGAAGGUGUUCUUUGGACAGCUCCGAGCGGCAGAGAUGGAGCACCUGGUAGAGCGUUCCUGGUAUGCAGUGACAGAGACGUGCCUGGCCUUCACCGUGUUCAGAGACGACUUUUCUCCGCGCUUUGUGGCUCUGUUCACUCUGCUGCUGUUCCUCAAGUGUUUUCACUGGUUAGCAGAGGACCGCGUGGACUAUAUGGAGCGCAGUCCAAACAUCUCCUGGCUCUUCCACAUGAGAGUUUUAUCCUUGAUGGUCCUCCUCGCCAUCAUGGACUUCCUGUUUGUGAGCCACGCCUGCCACAGCAUCAUCACCAGAGGAGCCUCUGUACAACUGGUCUUUGGAUUUGAGUAUGCGAUCCUUCUGACCAUGGUCCUCACAACGUUCAUAAAGUACGUGCUGCACUCGGUGGAUCUGCAAAGUGACAACCCCUGGGACAACAAGGCUGUCUACAUGUUAUACACAGAACUGCUCACAGGUUUCAUCAAAGUCCUCCUGUACAUCGCCUUCAUGACGAUCAUGAUCAAAGUGCACACGUUCCCUCUGUUCGCCAUCAGACCCAUGUACCUGUCCAUGAGGUGA